Messenger RNA from Aspergillus thermomutatus, 451 nucleotides. RefSeq lists its product as uncharacterized. The transcript has a single exon. The annotation marks the transcript as partial. Gene Ontology annotation, molecular function: oxidoreductase activity. The record is from RefSeq and is a predicted model, not a curated record. Lineage: Eukaryota; Fungi; Ascomycota; Eurotiomycetes; Eurotiales; Aspergillaceae.
GUAUGUGUGGAUGUCGGGCGCGCGGUCCCUGCCGACGGGUCUGGGGCUGGUCUCCGAGGACCGCGAAGUACCGCUGGAUGAGCUCCCGCCGAUCGAGGAGGACCAGAUCCAGGUGUUGCCAAUGGUCUGGCGGAACCCGGUGACGGGGCGGCCGGCGCUGCAGAUCCAUCCGUCGGCGGUGCGGAAGAUCCAUCUCAAGGAUGGGACGGUGAUUGAUGACUUGAGGAGGGUGAGGGAGAUUGUGUAUGCCCUGCAGCGGCCGGCGAUCAGCCCGCGGUAUGUCUAUGCGCAUGACUGGGAGGAGGGCGAUCUGGUCCUGUUUCAUAAUCGCGGGGUGUUGCAUUCUGUUGUCGGGGCGUUUGCCGAUGACGAGGUCCGUUUGUUCCGGCAGUGUAAUCUUGCGGCGUCGGAGGGGCCGUUGGAGUAUCGGCUUGAUAGCCAUGACAUAUAG